Cajanus cajan (pigeon pea) is the source of this 1494-nucleotide messenger RNA. Its product is annotated as purple acid phosphatase 3. Gene Ontology annotation, molecular function: acid phosphatase activity. The record is from RefSeq and is a predicted model, not a curated record. NCBI's taxonomy places the organism in Eukaryota, Viridiplantae, Streptophyta, Magnoliopsida, Fabales, Fabaceae.
GUGAUUUGAUAUUUCACCUAAACUCACGCAUCUAGUUAACAUUACUCAAACUAUGAGACCUUUCUAGUGCAAGAGCAAGAGCAUAAUCAUGGGCAGGAACAGAAGCAGUUGUGUCCUCCUUCUUAUGGUUGCGAUUCUCACACUCUGUUUUGUUUCUUCCAAAGCAAAGCUUAAGAAACUCCAACAUGCACCCAAAGCAGAUGGGUCUUUAAGGUUCUUGGUGAUUGGAGAUUGGGGUAGAAAUGGAGCCGAUAACCAAUCUCUAGUCGCUUUUCAGAUGGGUGUAAUUGGAGAGAAAAUGGAGAUUGAUUUUGUGAUCUCAACGGGAGAUAACUUCUACGACAAUGGAUUAACCGGAGUGUAUGAUCCAGCCUUUGAAGAAUCAUUCACCAACAUCUACACAGCACCUAGCUCGCAGAAGAAAUGGUACAAUGUUUUGGGAAAUCAUGACUACAGGGGAAAUGCCAUGGCACAAAUAAGCCCUGUCCUUGGAUAUAGGGACAAUCGAUGGGUUUGCUUCAGAUCAUAUGUUGUUAAUUCAGAAAAUGUAGACUUGGUUUUCGUAGACACAACUCCUUUUGUCAAAAAAUACUUCAUUGACACAAAAGGCCAUAGCUAUGAUUGGAGAGGCGUAUUACCCAGGAAGCGUUACAUUUCUAAACUUCUCCGGGACGUGGAUUUAGCAUUAAGACAAUCAACAGCGACCUGGAAGGUAGUGAUUGGGCAUCAUACAAUCAAAAGCGUUGGACAUCAUGGAGACACCCAAGAACUUUUAAUACAUCUUCUCCCAGUUCUUCAGGCAAAUAAUGUUGAUUUGUACAUAAACGGACACGACCAUUGCUUGGAACAUAUAAGUAGCCUUGACAGUUCAAUUGAAUUUUUGACAAGUGGUGGUGGAUCGAGGGCAUGGAGAGGUGAUGAGAAAGGAAGAAAAGGAGAGGAGAUGAAGUUUUACUACGAUGGCCAAGGAUUCAUGUCCGUACACAUUUCUCAAAUUCAGCUUCAAAUAGCUUUCUAUGAUGUCUUCGGCAAUGUCAUGCACCAAUGGAACACCUCCAAGUUUGAAAUGUGUGCUCAAGGACUUGGACCUAAUCUCGAAGUCGAAGGCCCAAUAGUGACGAAAUUAACAGGGUCUGCGGCAAGAAAUGGGAAUAAGGUGGCGUGAAUUAGGAAAGUUAGAAUUCAAUUUAAAUUCAUGAAAAACUUGUUCACUUUUAAAACAUAAUAAUAAGUUAAUUAUAUAGCUUUAAAUAAAUUAAUAUAUUAAGUUAUUAAUUAAAUUUUAAUUUAAAAGUUAUAGAAAAAUUAAUAAACAACAUGUCCAUUAAAGGAUGUUGGGCGGUAACUCCUUUCUCAAACAGUCAACAACUAUAACGUCGAUGCUAAUAAUGUCUUUAUGACCAUAUUUCUGUACUUUUUCAAUAACAAAAUAUUUCAAUUUCGUCUAUUUAGCAAAAUAAUUGUAACUUUUAGAGAAAACUAUUAUUGUAGAAG